UAGUUGAGUGUUGUAUUCUGGGACUAUUCUCCAUGGUUCUGCCGGGAACGUGGAGUCUUGGUACUGUGUGCAGUAGUAGUUAGGUGACAGCUGUGUUUCAGAACAAUAGUAGCAAAUAUGUCGCGGAGUUAUAACGACGAGCUUCAAUAUUUGGAUAAGCUAACUAAAAAUUGUUGGCGAAUUAGAAAGGGUUUCGUGCCACAUAUGAAGGUAGAAGGCGUGUUCUAUGUUAACGAACCAUUGGAAAAGCUGAUGUUUGAGGAGUUGAGAAAUUCUUGUCGUGGUGGAGGUGCAGGUGGUUUUCUCCCAGCUAUGAAACAAAUUGGUAACGUUGCUGCUUUACCUGGAAUUAUUCAUCGAUCGAUUGGACUUCCAGAUGUCCAUUCUGGUUAUGGGUUUGCAAUUGGGAACAUGGCUGCAUUUGACAUGAGUGAUCCAGAAGCAGUGGUGUCCCCAGGUGGUGUCGGAUUUGAUAUCAACUGUGGAGUUCGUUUACUUCGUACAAACCUUGAUGAGAGUGAUGUCCAGCCUGUAAAAGAACAGCUUGCUCAGUCAAUGUUUGACCACAUUCCUGUUGGUGUUGGAUCCAAAGGAGUUAUCCCAAUGGGAGCAAAGGAUUUGGAAGAAGCACUGGAGAUGGGUGUGGACUGGUCCCUCAGGGAGGGCUAUGCCUGGGCAGAAGACAAAGAACACUGUGAAGAAUAUGGUAGAAUGCUGCAAGCUGACCCCAAUAAGGUGUCAUCCAAAGCCAAGAAGAGAGGUUUGCCCCAGCUGGGAACCCUUGGAGCAGGGAACCAUUAUGCAGAAAUACAGGUUGUGGAUGACAUUUAUGACACGUACGCUGCAAGGAAGAUGGGCAUUGAUCACAAAGGGCAAGUGUGUGUAAUGAUCCACAGUGGCAGCAGAGGUCUGGGACAUCAGGUUGCAACAGAUGCUUUGGUGGCUAUGGAAAAAGCAAUGAAGAGAGAUAAGAUUAUUGUUAAUGACAGGCAACUGGCAUGUGCGAGAAUCUUUUCUGAUGAGGGGCAGGACUACCUAAAGGGCAUGGCGGCAGCAGGGAACUAUGCCUGGGUAAAUCGUAGUUCCAUGACUUUCCUAAGCCGUCAGUUAACAGGACAGCCAGUUUUGAUUGGCGGUACCAUGGGCACCUGCAGUUAUGUACUGACUGGGACAGAACAAGGCAUGAGAGAAACGUUUGGAACAACCUGUCAUGGAGCGGGGAGGUCAUUGUCUCGUGCCAAGUCUCGAAGGAACCUGGAUUUCCAAGACGUUUUGGACAAACUGGCAGAUAUGGGAAUUGCUAUUAGAGUUGCUUCACCCAAGCUAGUCAUGGAAGAGGCACCAGAGUCAUACAAAAACGUGACAGAUGUUGUGAAUACCUGUCAUGAAGCUGGCAUCAGCAAGAAAGCAAUCAAACUGAGGCCUAUUGCAGUUAUUAAGGGUUAAACUGCUACCACCUUCUACCAAAGUCCAGUUAAAAGUGCACUGAAACUGCAAAGCGUUUUAAGCCUUUUGAAAUGCAUUCUGAAGUUUACGUGGACAAGCUUUAACAGAGACUAGCUCCGAAAAGGAGUGAUCUGUAGGUGGCACUGCUCCAGAAUUUUUGUUAAAUGUUUAAGAAAUGACUACCAUCAGUAGAACCAAACUAAUAAAUUACAUAAGAGGCUGCCACGCUAGUAA
Molecule: messenger RNA, 1680 nt
Organism: Protopterus annectens (West African lungfish)
Lineage: Eukaryota; Metazoa; Chordata; Ceratodontiformes; Protopteridae
Gene: RTCB
Product: RNA 2',3'-cyclic phosphate and 5'-OH ligase
Biological process (GO): tRNA splicing, via endonucleolytic cleavage and ligation
Cellular component (GO): nucleus; tRNA-splicing ligase complex
Molecular function (GO): RNA ligase (ATP) activity
Source: RefSeq, a predicted model, not a curated record